Lynx canadensis (Canada lynx) is the source of this 2642-nucleotide messenger RNA. RefSeq names its product cell division cycle associated 7 like (gene CDCA7L). NCBI's taxonomy places the organism in Eukaryota, Metazoa, Chordata, Mammalia, Carnivora, Felidae. Gene Ontology annotation, cellular component: nucleus. The transcript has 9 exons. The record is from RefSeq and is a predicted model, not a curated record. Gene Ontology annotation, biological process: regulation of DNA-templated transcription. The coding region runs from base 245 to 1507 and encodes 420 amino acids.
CUGGAAGGGAGGCAUGCUCACCAACUCGGAGGACGUGGAUUUGGAUGGCUGCUAGGAAGGAAGGCCAGCAUGUGGGAGGGAGCCAGGCCUUCUCCUCAUGGCUCCUUCCCGUGUGUGUUUGGCUCUGUGUGAGCAGACCUUCCCGAUGGGCAGCCCUGGCGGGAGAAACGGAAUUCUAUCAGCAUAGCUCCCCAGUCACACAAGAAGCUGACGGAGCCCCUGGCCAUUCUGACUUUUUGAAAUAAUGCUGUUUAUCGUUUCAAGUUGUUCAGCUGUUUCAGAUUAUUCCGUUUUCGUAAGCUGUAGCAAAUGUCAGGAUGUGCGUUUCCAUUCUAAAUACUUCACGGAAGAGCUAAGAAGAAUUUUUAUAGAGGACACUGACUCAGAAACGGAAGAAUUUGAAGGAUUUACACAGAAUGAUCUGAAUGUAAACAGUAACCCAGAAGUAAUGCUUGUGGAGUCAGAUUUGAGCGAUGCUGGUAAGGUGUCUUCAGCGAGUGAAGAAGAGGAUGAAGAAGAAAAGGCUACACCCAGGAGAAGCAGGCCGAGGAGAAGCAGUAUUGGUCUUCGAGUAGCCUUUCAAUUCCCCACCAAGAAACUGGCAAAAAAAUCUGAUGACAGUUCUUCUGAGCCGCUGUUUCCUAGCAAACGCUUACAGGACAAUAAAAAAGCAAUUCUUGGAAGAAAGAGAAGCUGCAGACAGGGGAAGGAAAGGGAAGAUUCGGUGUCUGAAUCUGAGGAUGACUCCAGGGAUGAGGGCCAGGCGAGCUCGGAUGCACUGCUGAAAAGGACCAUGAACAUCAAGGAGAACAAAGCCAUGCUGGCUCAGUUAUUGGCAGAACUGAACUCAAUGCCGGAUUUCUUCCCAGUACGAACCCCAAACUCAGCCUCUAAGAAGAGAACAGUGAGGCGGGCUUUCUCCGAGGGACAGAUCACAAGACGCACUAACCCCACCCGGAGCGCGCGGCCUCCCGAGAAAUUUGCCCUGGAGAACUUCACUGUCUCCGCUGCCAAAUUUGCAGAAGAGUUUUACAGUUUCAGGAGAAGGAAGACAAUUAGCGGGGGGAAAUGCCAGGGGUACAGACGGCGUCACCGUGUAUCUUCCUUUCGGCCGGUGGAGGAUAUCACUGAAGAGGACUUAGAAAAUGUUGCCAUCACCGUUCGAGAUAAAAUCUACGAUAAAGUUCUGGGCAACACUUGCCAUCAGUGCAGGCAGAAGACCAUCGACACCAAGACGGUGUGUCGGAACCAGGGCUGCGGUGGGGUCCGAGGACAGUUCUGUGGGCCGUGCCUGCGGAAUCGCUACGGGGAGGACGUGAGAUCUGCGCUGCUGGACCCGGAUUGGAUGUGUCCUCCCUGCCGUGGGAUCUGCAAUUGCAGUUACUGUCGCAAGCGUGAUGGCCGCUGUGCCACAGGGAUCCUCAUUCACCUAGCCAAGUUUUACGGUUACAAUAAUGUUAAGGAAUACCUGGAGAGCUUACAGAAGCAGCUGGUAGAAGAUGAUUAAGAACAAAACCAGCCACCUCACUGUAAAGAACUCUAGCAACAUAUGCCAUCCCACGGGUGCCUACAAUUUCUUCCAGUUGUGUUUUUAUACAGAAGUUGUUCGUAGAUCUAAAUACUAUUUUUUUAAGAUUGUUUAUAUGCUUGAAAAGGUUUCUCAGGAAGACGGCAAAGCAGAGGAAUCUAUUUACAUAUAUCCACGGGCCCCUAUGCGUAGUGAGUGGUUUAAAAGCAUCUGCAUAUGACAAAAACACAGCUUAAAUGGGGUGGAGUUAAAGUCCAGGUAAGUUCCAGGGCAAACGUUGCAUAAGCAGCUCUUGCCUUUGACACUGUUUGGUGCCUUGAUCUUUACCUCCCAGGCAGUGACCACAGUUCAGACCAGGUAGUUAGUGCUUCUCUGGGUCAUUGGAAAUUUAUGUUAAAGAAAGAAUGUUCUCUUAAAUUACAAAGUGCAAUUAACCCAUAGAUCUUGAAUACUAGAGUUUUAUUUUUAUUAAAAGUCACCUGUCACGUUACCAACACUGGAGGCCUGGGGACACUGCUGGCCGGCAGGACCGUCUGCCUCUUCCUUCAGGAUUCACCUGCUGCCUGAGGUCAGGGGCUUCUAGGUUUUUUUAAUUUAAAAAGAUUUUGUUUAUGUGCAAGAACUCAAAUCCCACUUUCUGAUGGGGAGACCGUUAAGGACGGUGUUUAAGCAAAAUUAACGCACAUGUAAGUUACUUAAAAAUUCCAGAAGCUGGAGUGUGUUUUAUGGCUCUCAGUAAAUUAAUGUGUGCGGCCCCCCCGGCCAAGGCCUGUGUUGUCCGAGCCUGAGGGCCAUCUCAGGCUUCCAGCAGCAGGGCCACGCCUGCCAGGACCCAUUUGGCCGCCUUGUCUUUGCUUUUCAAUCUGAAGGUCCACACGUAGGUUGGGCCCCUCAUUUUGGUUUUGUACACCGGGCAUUCAUAGGUGUGUUUAGUUUCCUGUCUGUCUGUGGGUAUGGCUUUUGCAAAGAUAACCGGCAUCACAGAUGUUAACUCCUUGAGGCAGGCAUCAGCAAUGGUUCCUGACUGUGUGUCCCAUCUGGCACCUAUAGCAAAAACACAAGGAUUGCAACAGUGUGGUGUGUUGGAAGCAAUAAAUGUUCAGUUUUGUCGUUA